AUGCACUGCUUGAUUGCAUUACUUUUGCCAAUUACCGGUUCGCUUGCUGCAAUUCGAUGUUACCAAGGACAAGAAACGAUUCCCGGACAAGUGAUCCCAUACCAACCUGGUAGGCGCCUCCAAGAACUUACUGACUUACUAAUUGUUUACAAAAUUAUCCAUCUUGCAGUAAAUUGUCCAACAGCCGAUUUCUGCUUCAAUAGUUAUGUGAAACGUCAUCACAAUGGAGAUGAUAGCUAUACAAUUACAAAGAGCUGUGGAGAAGUUGGAAAAUGUUUUUNUUUGAUUGCAUUACUUUUGCCAAUGACCGGUUCGCUUGCUGCAAUUCGAUGUUACCAAGGACAAGAAACGAUUCCCGGACAAGUAAUCCCAUACCAGCCUGGUAGGUGUCUCUCAGACCUCACUAGUUUACAAAAUGUUUAUGUAUUGGACCAUUUUGCAGUAAAUUGUCCAACAGCUGAUUUCUGCUUCAAUAGUUAUGUGAAACGUCAUCACAACGGAGAUGACAGUUAUACGAUUACAAAGAGCUGUGGAGAAGUUGGAAAGUGUUUUGAAACUGGCUGUGAUGGCCCAAGCGAUGAGCGAAACUGUUGCUGCGUCGGAGACCUGUGCAACUCAGCCGGAGGCCUUACAAUCGGUAUCAUCGGACUUUCCCUUUUAGCUAUGCGAGUACUAUAA
This is a messenger RNA of Haemonchus placei, 678 nucleotides long. The record is from the annotation of a GenBank genome assembly. Lineage: Eukaryota; Metazoa; Nematoda; Chromadorea; Rhabditida; Trichostrongylidae.